This is a messenger RNA of Melanaphis sacchari, 844 nucleotides long. Its product is annotated as ARL14 effector protein-like. Bases 377 to 580 code for a protein of 67 amino acids. NCBI's taxonomy places the organism in Eukaryota, Metazoa, Arthropoda, Insecta, Hemiptera, Aphididae. The transcript is spliced from 3 exons. Gene Ontology annotation, cellular component: intracellular membrane-bounded organelle. The record is from RefSeq and is a predicted model, not a curated record.
GAGAAUUACUUAAAUUUUCUUAUCACCAAUAGUCAAGAUACUGUCAUGAUUAUUGAUUACUGCUAAAGUGCUAACGUAAAUUUCUUGGAUUAUAAUAUUUAUAGAGAAUAUACCUAACAAAUAAAAUCAUUGUAAAAUAUAAAUUACAUGAUCUAACAUCUAGGUAUCUCAUGUAAUUCUCAUCAAUAAAAGAUCUUCACGUCGUAUAUUUAAUAAAAUAAAAUAUUAUUAAUUUAUAUUUUAGCCGUAAUAGUAAAGUAGUAAUUUAUGAAUUAAAUGUCUUAGUGACUUUAAAAAAUAGACAGAUUUAUAUCUGUUUCAAAAUAAAACAACGAAAAUUAACUCGGAUGUAAAUGGGAGUUUGUGUGUAGCCUUAAUGGAUAAAACUAAAGAAGCUAUGGAAGAAUUACAAAUUGAAAAUCCAAAUGAUGGAAUUUGUGAUUGCAAUGAUGAAACAUGUAUAGGGUGCUUUUGGCCCUGUGAAUCAUGCACAUCGAAUAAAUGUGGACACCAAUGCCGCAUCAAUCGAGAAUGGAAAUAUGAAGUAUGGGAAAGACAAGGAAGAAAUAAUAAAAACUAAUUUGUAUACUAACUAUGUAAAGUAUAAGGUAUAACUAAAUAAGAUAUAAUUGUGUAAUAUUGUUAUUAUUUUUUUAUUAUUAUUAUUAUUAUUAUUUACUAAGUCUUUUCUUUUAGAUUAGGUUUUUCGUUUGAGUUUAUUCAAUUGAUAGAAAAAAAUAGAUAAUUAUCAGUUUUUAAAUGUAGGAUUGAAUAAAUCUAACUUAAGUUUGUCAUGAUAAAAACAUAAAUUCUAUCACAUGUGCUAAAUUGUAUAAAAUAUUAA